Messenger RNA from Pieris brassicae (large cabbage white), 1358 nucleotides. RefSeq lists its product as uncharacterized. The record is from RefSeq and is a predicted model, not a curated record. Lineage: Eukaryota; Metazoa; Arthropoda; Insecta; Lepidoptera; Pieridae. The transcript is spliced from 5 exons. The coding region runs from base 17 to 691 and encodes 224 amino acids.
ACACCGCUUCAUCACAAUGUAUACAUUUAUUUUAAUCUCUUUAUUUCUAGUAAAUACUGUAAAAUCUGAGGUGAAUGGAAAAUACUGUGAAGGUUUUAAGACAGACUUCGAUAUAAAGAAAGCGAUUGGACGUUGGCACGUCGUGGCUGUUAUACCAGACACCAACUUUUCCAACAAGUUCGAUAAUGUGACGUGCUAUAGAGUGGACUUCAGUGAAGUUGAUGAGGCAAGCCUCAAGUGGAUGAUAACGAAACGGCUCGGUCGUCCUACAGAACAGCUCAUGGACAGUGAGCCAGGUGAAGUUAUACGCCUACGAUACCAUACAGAACAGCCUUUUGAUAUCUGGUCAAAGUCAGUGCAUGAUCUAAAGGGAUGCUACAGACAACUGAUAGACUUGAAAAACAACGAAACCGAGUUACAUCUAGCAAAUACAUUGGACUCGCCCAUGUUGCUGCAUGUACUGGAGACUGGAUACGGGCCAUUUCUUCUCCAAAUCCUCUGGGGACGACUGGCCGCUGUAAUCUAUCGAAGAGAACCGGGUGUUACGAUUGAAAAACUUCGGCCAGUGACGGAGUUUUUAUCGCUCUAUAGGGGAACAGCGGAGCGGGCAAAGCUUUGCGGCUCAAGACAGUUUACAACUAAAAGACCAGAGCCAGUUCCAGUUUCUAUAAAGUCUAAAAUUUUAGAAUAAUUGUAAUGGACAUUGCAGCACCACUAUUUGGUUUCACAUUCUUAAUAAUUCAUUUCAUUUAUAAUAUCUAUAUUUUUAUUAGUAUUUAUUAAGAAUCCAUUUACCAUUAAAAUUCCAUUUUUUUCUCAAUUGUGUAUACCACUUGAGCUAAUUCUUUAAUUGACUGGUUUAUAGAUUGCGGAACUGGAUUUCGCAAUAAUAUAUUAUUCUUAGACAAUCGAUUUAAAACAAUAUAUCUUGUUUAAAGAGUUAUUUACGAUGUUGUAUUCAGUUAAUAACAAAUUGUGGUCUAGCACGAACCUAAUACAGCACACACGAUAUCCAGGUAAAUUAAUUUUGUAUUUAGAGUCUAAAUAAUAUUAGUUUCACAUCUUCAUUUUACAUUAUAUUUUAUACAAAAUUUGAAUUAAAGUUUUAUUUUAAAUAAAAAAAAACCUUCUAACUCUAUCAAUAAGUACCAACAAGAAAUUGUUCUAGCUGAGUACGACAAUUUAUAUUAUUUUUAAUGAAUUAGACAGGCGUCUCACUUUUUAGGUGUAGAUGCAAUAUUAGUCACGCUUGUCUAAUAAAAUCAUUUUUAUGACACAAAAAUAUUUUGAGAUGGAGUGGACAUUGGAUGCUGAACUACUACAUUUCAUCACAAAAACAUAAACCCCGGUCUUACUAC